Molecule: messenger RNA, 771 nt
Organism: Radiomyces spectabilis
Lineage: Eukaryota; Fungi; Mucoromycota; Mucoromycetes; Mucorales; Radiomycetaceae
Exons: 7
Coding region: 1-771 (256 amino acids)
Source: RefSeq, a predicted model, not a curated record
AUGAGCAGACUCACCCAAACUCCGCCUCUCAUCAGUAUCCGACCGAGUCGUAUCCUGCAAGUGGAGCGACAUGUUGAUGAUCCCAUUUUACCACAGCGGGAAAACAAGCAAAUACGAUUAGCCUUGUCAUUCUUGGACACUUUUGCACGACUAGAGUUUAUAUUGUCCAAAGUCGACCGGCUUGAAAAAUGGCAGCUGCAGGGGAACUUGAAGGACGCCACCGGACUGAUGGAGCAUUUACAAACACUGGCAGAGGAACUUGUGAUUACGAUCCAGUCACUGUGGAACCAAUGCGCGGAUAAAGAGCAACUCGUCGAAACACUUGAUUUGAAAAGGCUUUAUCCUCGUGGAUGCCACUAUCUUUUGUUAUCAAACAAACAUCAAGAUCUGACGUCAACCACUGAUGUGCAAGCACAUUAUUUUCAUAUGGCAUUGUUGAAUCAAAUUUAUGCAACGGCUUUUCAAGUUCUCCAAGGUUUAAACCUAAAAAACCACAAGUACAUCCCUUACCAGUUGGCGCUUUUAUAUCAAUGUGUUAAUCAGCAGGAGGUCAAGUACCAGGCUUACGCUUUGCGUAUUGAAGAGCAAUUCAGUGAAAUCAAAUCGCAUACAAAACGUCAUGACGUUCCCUUGCUGACAGAAUUUCACAUUACAUGGUUACAAAAGCUUGCACAAGACAUCAUUGAGCAAGUCAUGCAAGAGAUACAAACUGGCAGUACUACCAAGAUGGGCGAGGUAGCUCAAAAACUAGUUAGACUCAAUAAAGAAUAA